AUGGGUGGUAUUGAUAUCAGAUGCGAUGACAGGAGAGUAUUGGAGAUGUCAGAGAAACUGGAAAUUUCAUUCUUUACUCUCGGUAUGGAACUGGAAUCGAUACCUAACACAGCAACGCGCUUUACUAUGCUUAUCCUACCAGUCUGCUAUGCACUAUCAGUCUCCCCUACCAAUUUGCACUACCAGCUUGUCCAACCAGCUUUCACUAUCAGUCUGCACUAUCAGUCUGCCCUACCAGCCUGCACUAUCAUGCUGCCCUACCAGCCUGCACUAUCAGUCCCUGUGCCCUACCAAUUUUGCACUACCAUAUUGCCCACACAGCCCUGCACUACCCAGCUUGACCUAGUUAGACUGCCCUUCCAACCUGCUCUAACCAGACUGUGCCCAACCACCUGCACUAUUGGCCUUGCCCUAACCAACCUGACACUACUCCAGCCUGCAACUACCAGCUUGACCUACCAGAUCUGCCCCUGUCAACCCCUCACUACCAGACUGCUCAACCAGCCUACACCAAUCAGAUCCCAGCACUAUCAGUCUGCCCUACCAAUUUGCACUACCAGCUUGCCCAACCAGCCUGCACUACCGGUUUUCCCUACCAGCCUGCGUUACCAGCCAGCACUACCAGCUUGCCCAACCAGCCUGCACUACCAGCUUGCACUAACAGCCUUCACUACUAGACUGCCCAACCAACCUGCACUACCAGCUUGCACUACCAGCUUGCCCAACCGGCCUGCACUACCAGCUUGCACAACCAGCCUGCACUACCAACCAGCAUUACCAUCCAGCACUACCCAACUUGCCCUAUCAGGAAAAUAA
Molecule: messenger RNA, 816 nt
Organism: Homalodisca vitripennis (glassy-winged sharpshooter)
Lineage: Eukaryota; Metazoa; Arthropoda; Insecta; Hemiptera; Cicadellidae
Exons: 1
Coding region: 1-816 (271 amino acids)
Source: RefSeq, a predicted model, not a curated record